AUGGCUCCUGAGCUCCGGUCCGGGGGCGUACCCCCCUCGAGCAGAGUAUACCACUCGUCCCCAGCACUGCAGCAAGCGCAGUUCCCCUCCAGGAGGAAGCGAGUCCGCCGGUGCGGAGAAAAGGCACCGCGCCCAAACCUGAAGCAGCAGACCCUGACCCAGAUUGACUUUGUGUCGAGCUUCGACGAUGACGACAACGAGGGCAACGACGACGGCAACGAGGACAACGACGACGGCAUCGCGAGGGUCAGCGACAGCGACGACGAGCUUCGCAAACGCCGUCGAGACGUCGAUGCGGACAAGGAAAACGCACCGCCUCCAUCGCGACGCACAGCGCGCCCGCGGCGUUUGCAAACGGGUCGGCAAGGUGCCGAGGCCGGGGGCGAAGGUGCCCCCGCGCCCGCGCCCGAGAGGCGAAAACGCGCCGCAGAGGCGCCCUCCACGCGGCGGGACUCGGGCAAGCGACCAAGGAGCACGGGCGGCGGGUGCGAUAAAGGCGUGCAAUUCGAAACCAGGCGCUCAAGGGGCAGCUCGCGGCAAACCUCUCGGGCGGAUGCCCCAACUCCCAAAGCUGCGUGUACAAAGUAUCACACGCAGACUCUUACGCAGUUUUUGGGUCAUGGCACUUCCUUCGUAGCCGACUCGGAUGACGACGACCUGGGAUCCAGCAGGGAUGACUGCCAAGACGACGGGUUUCUUUCAUGGCUGGGAGACGCCGAGCCUGGGAGUCCCAGCGCAGGCCGCGGCAGACGGCAGAUUCCGUCCCCACAGGCUCGCCCGGGUCGUGCAGCGGAGGGCCCCGCGGCUGCUGGAGCUGGAGCUGGAGCUGGAGCCGGUGCCGGUGCCGGUGCCGGUGCCGGUGAUGAUGCUUCGUGGCUUUCCCGCGAAAAUUCAAUAAUACCCCAAACACCCGUCAAGGAAAGCGCGCACCCUCCACGUCUUGUCCCAUCCGGAGGCAUCGCCUCACCGACCAACCUGAUGAUGGGUCGAUACGGAGCACCGGACAGGCAGGAUUCCCCGUCAAAGCGUGCUUCUCGGCAAACAGCAUCACUGCCGCAGGUAGACACAGGACAGCCUCGGGCGUCGCCGUCUGUUUCAAAUCCCCAGCCGUCGGUGGUUAUACAGGACUCGUUCGCCACUGAGGAGUGGGCGACACCCCGCAAGAGCCCUGCGCUCCGCUCGCCAAGCGGCAUCCAAGCUCGUGUUGAAGAAGCUGGCACGCCGCCUCAAGAGCCGACUGCGGAAGCCGGCACGCCAAAAUGCAACACGACGCCGUCUUUGGCAAAGUCGACCGCAACUGGGUUAUGUGAAAUACCAGACUCGGACGAGGAUGACGAGGAUGACGAGGAUGAUGAUGAUGAAGAUGAUGACGACGACGACGACGACGACAGUGGUCAUGGAAUCCUGGGCGCUGAGAGAAAAGAACAAGAUGCUUCCAGUGAGCAAGGGUACGGCGCCGGCGCCGAGACGCAGUUGGUCAUGAGCGAGAUUGUCCCCGUCUCGACAGAUGCUCCAGCUCUCGCAACCUGCUCAGCACACGGCCCCAAACAGCGCCACCUCCCAAGCGCCCAGUCCGACGAAAGGUCACGCCCGCCUUGUUCCGCAACGCCCUCCCCAUCGCCAUCGCCAUCGCCAUCGCCAUCGCCAUCGCCAUCGCCAUCGCCAUCGCCAUCGCCAUCGCCAGCCAACGUCCGUCCCGCCCAUGGCAGGACGCACCCCGCGAAAGGAGCCUCGCCUGCCCGCGCAACGCCGUCCUCCUCACCCCUGCCGCGGCAGCCCGUCCCGAUCCGCAAACCAACGCGCAACCCUUCUCACGCCGUCCAACCAAGCCAGCCGUGCGAAUCUCAGCGAGUGCCCGUGUCCGUCCUGCAGUCUCUCGCGCCUCCCACCGCGCGGUCCGACAUCCUCCUGCCCGUGUCAUCCGCCUCCCUCGAGGCCCUCCUCACCGGCCACUCCGUCCACAUCAGCACCCCGUCCAAGAUCCCCAGCCAGGUGGUCCGCUUCUGGCUGCUGGAGAGCCAAGUCCUGCGAUACAUGGCUUCCGUAGCGCCCGGCGAGCAAGAAGCUCCCCCUCCUCCUCCUCCUCCUCCUCCUCCCCGCGGAGCAAAGCCGCCGCCGCGCAGCAGCAGCAGCACCGGCUGGCGGCACCACGCGGCCCAGGUGUACGAGCUGAACAACCCCGUGUCCGCCGAGGACAUGCGCGAAGAAGGCUGGGUCCACGGCAAGAUCCAUCGGUACUCGUAUCUGCCGCCCGCUGUCAUCGGGCAGCUGCUCUGGAACCUCAGACACGCGAUAUUCGACGAGGCUACGCAGCCGCGGCCGCUUGGCCUGGGGGAAGCCAAGCAGCAGCCAUCAUCACCAGCUCCUCUGGCGCACGGCGCGAGCAGCUCCCCGGCAAGGGCCCCUCCAUCACCCUCCUCGGACAACGCAGGCGAGGCCGACCUUGUCCCUCUGGCAACCCCCCCGCCGCCCGCCAGCAUGACGCUAUCGCAGCAAGUCAAUGCCCAGAUCCACAGCGACAUGGCAUACUCGACGCAGCUGCCGCCCACCUCUGACGACCUCAUCCCCUCCACCCCAGACACCAACCGCGGGCUCAACCUGCGGCCCUCGACGCAGACAGACCGCGUCCGUCCGCCAACCCCCGCCUCCAAGGCCCUGGGCGACGCGCAAGAGCACGAGCACCGCCGCCGGGGUGUACACGGUCGUCAUCAUCAACACCACGAGGACGCUCCUCCCUCCCAAGCCACCACCCUCUCCCCGUCGCCCUCGCCAGAGAAAGCCUCCCAGCUUCCCGCACCCGCCAACCCGGCCAUGCCCCCGCCUCCACCCUCUCUCUUCAACCCCUCCGAGAGCAGCAGCAGCAUCCAGUUCCUCAACCACAGCGAGUCCCUGGGCUGCUCUCCCCCGCCUCUUUUCUCCUCGUCAACGUCCACGUCCCAGCUCCUGACCAAGAGUCAAAUGCUGUCCGAUAGCCUGGUGCGAGAUCACCCGCCGCCGCCGGAGCAGCCUGAGAUAUGGGACUCGGACGAAGAGGACCCUCCCUUGUAUCCGGCUUGA
Ustilaginoidea virens is the source of this 3057-nucleotide messenger RNA. RefSeq lists its product as uncharacterized. NCBI's taxonomy places the organism in Eukaryota, Fungi, Ascomycota, Sordariomycetes, Hypocreales, Clavicipitaceae. The record is from RefSeq and is a predicted model, not a curated record. The transcript has a single exon. The coding region runs from base 1 to 3057 and encodes 1018 amino acids.